Messenger RNA from Cantharellus anzutake, 1744 nucleotides. Its product is annotated as TIP49 C-terminus-domain-containing protein. Gene Ontology annotation, biological process: box C/D snoRNP assembly; chromatin remodeling; regulation of transcription by RNA polymerase II. The record is from RefSeq and is a predicted model, not a curated record. The transcript is spliced from 7 exons. The coding region runs from base 1 to 1380 and encodes 459 amino acids. Gene Ontology annotation, cellular component: R2TP complex; NuA4 histone acetyltransferase complex; Swr1 complex. Lineage: Eukaryota; Fungi; Basidiomycota; Agaricomycetes; Cantharellales; Hydnaceae. Gene Ontology annotation, molecular function: DNA helicase activity; ATP binding.
AUGACGUUGAAGCUGUUAUACGUAUGUGUGACAGGCGACCCAAAUAUCAACUGGAACUUCAGAGUUGCGAGAUAUCACUCGUAUGGAACGCAUAGGUGCCAUUCGCACGUACGCGGCUUGGGCCUUGAUGAACGGCUCGAGCCACGCGAUAACUCGCAAGGGAUGGUUGGCCAAGGGAAAGCGCGUAAAGCCGCUGGGCUUAUCCUCAAGAUGGUCCAAGAGGGUCGGAUCGCAGGGCGAGCAAUUCUUAUGGCCGGUCCGCCGAGUUCGGGGAAGACGCUAUCGCUAUGGGUGAGCAUGGCGCAAACAUUGGGGACUGACGUGCCAUUUACUAUGAUUGCUGCCAGCGAGGUAUUCUCGUUGUCGAUGUCCAAAACGGAGGCCCUCACUCAGGCCCUGAGGCGGAGCAUUGGCGUGCGGAUCAAGGAAGAAACCGAAAUUAUUGAAGGAGAGGCGACAAAAACAGGGAAAUUGACAAUCAAGUCAACGGACAUGGAAACUGUGUAUGACCUUGGCCACAAGAUGAUUGAUGCAUUACGGAAAGAGAAAGUCAUAGCUGGGGACGUCGUCAUGGUCGAUAAGGCUUCAGGGAAGAUCACCAAGCUGGGGAGGUCUUUCGCUCGCUCUCGAGACUAUGAUGCAAUGGGAGCAGAUACAAAAUUCGUCCAAUGUCCCGAAGGGGAGAUCCAGAAGCGGAAGGAAGUGGUCCACACCGUGUCAUUGCAUGAGAUCGAUGUCAUUAACAGCCGAACGCAAGGAUUUUUGGCGUUAUUCGCUGGCGACACUGGUGAAAUCAAAGCCGAACUACGAGAGCAGAUCAAUUCCAAGGUUGCAGAGUGGAGAGAGGAAGGAAAAGCGGAGAUUAUACCAGGGGUUCUCUUUAUUGACGAAGUACACAUGCUCGACAUUGAAUGUUUCUCCUUCCUUAAUCGUGCUAUCGAAGACGAACUUGCCCCGAUUGUUAUCAUGGCUUCGAACAGGGGGAUGGCCCCGAUACGAGGCACAAACUUCAAAAGUCCUCAUGGAUUACCUGUUGAUCUUCUCGACCGAGUCCUCAUCAUAAGUACCCGACAAUACGAACCUGAAGAUAUAGAGCAAAUCAUAAAGAUACGGUGUCAGGAAGAAGACGUCACGCUAACGGUUGACGCACAAGCAGUGUUAACUUCGAUGGCUGUACAGACAACUUUAAGAUACGCUCUAAACCUUAUUUCCUGUGCCGAUAUAAUCGCUAAGAAACGGAAGGCGACGGCUGUGGACACUGAUGAUCUUCGACGGUGCUAUACGUACUUCUUAGAUGAGAAGCGGAGUGUUCAGUGGCUGAAGGAGCAGCAAGGGAGUAUGAUGUUUGAGGAGACUCGCGAUGUCGAGAUGCAGUCUUAGAGCAUGUAAUUCGAAAAGUAUCAUUAGGCAUUACGAGUUGUGUAAUUUAGCACUCGCUCCACAGUAAAAUGAAUGGGUGAUAACAAAUAUUUAAUGUAUUACAUAGAUCCUCACUCAUCUGCCCGACUAUCCAGUUCAGGAAAUAAUGCCUCGAAUACCUAGGAGUGGUUAAGUGCUAAAAGGACAAAGGUAGGAGCAAGAGGACAUACUUCAUCAAGUAUGGUAUACGCAAUGUGCUGGUUCAGCCGACGGUUCUGCAGUACUGCAAACAUCCUUCUUGCUCCUCGCCGAGCAUUUGAACGGCCAAUCAUGUUGGAAGCAAGUGCUGCAUCACUUGUCAAAGCAAGGAUCACCUAAGCGACAA